UUCAUCGGAUGAUGAUGAUGAUAAUCAUUGUGAAGCGAAAAAAAUUGACGAUGAUGAUGAUGACGAUGACGUAGACGACGAAGAGGAAGAAGAAGAUAUGGAAAAUGAAAUUGAUAUCAAUGACGAUGAUGAUGAUAAUGAAGCUGAAGAAGAAGGUGAAGAAGGUGAAGAUGAAGAAGAAGAAGAUGUGGAAGACGAAGAUGAAGUGGACGAUGAUGAUGAUGAUGAUGAUGAACAAAAUGAAUUAAAUGAAGAUGAAUAUUUUGCAUGUAAUGUUUGUGGCCGUCUAUUUAAAACGGCACGUAAAAUGGCUAAACACCAAGUUUAUAGACGUCAUUUUGGUUGUUCAAUCUGUGAUACAGUAUUUUCAACAUUACCAUCAUUAGAAUUACAUAAACAGAACUCGGAUCAUUGGUCUGAUGUUGAUGACGAUGAUGAUGAUGAUGAACAAGAUGAAGAUGACGAUGAAGAGGAAGAGAAAGUAAAAGUGGAUGAUAAAAGAAACAACAGCAAUGAUAAUGUACGAAUUAUAAUGGAAAAAGAAUCAAUGAUUGAAAUGAAAGAAUUUCCGAGAACAACAACAACAAUGACAAAAAGUUUACGUUUACAAGAUAUGAUGACAAUUACCGGUUUAUUAUCACGUCCAACUAAUUGGAUUUCAUCAUCAUCAUCGAAUAAUAAUAAUAAUAAUAAUACGAACAACGGCCACAUUAAUAAAACAAGUCGUUCAUCACCGAUACGAUCCGCAUCAUCAUCGAUAUCGACAUCGACAUCCAUAAAUCAACAACAACAACAACAACAGCCAACAAUAUUUACAACAAGUUUAAGCAAUAAAUUAAUGGCAUCGGUAUUUAAUUUUUCCAUUACACGUUUACCUGGAAAAAGUGUUCUCAUGAAUGGUAGUGGUGGUACUGGUGGUGGACGUUGUGGUACAGCAGCAGCAUCAUCAUCAUCAUCAAAUUCAUCUCAUAAUUCUGAUUUUGUUUUCAACAUUGAAGAAUUACAACAAGGUCUUAUUUGA
Dermatophagoides farinae (American house dust mite) is the source of this 1021-nucleotide messenger RNA. The record is from RefSeq and is a predicted model, not a curated record. NCBI's taxonomy places the organism in Eukaryota, Metazoa, Arthropoda, Arachnida, Sarcoptiformes, Pyroglyphidae.